This is a messenger RNA of Medicago truncatula (barrel medic), 1902 nucleotides long. Its product is annotated as nucleobase-ascorbate transporter 3. The record is from RefSeq and is a predicted model, not a curated record. The coding region runs from base 102 to 1751 and encodes 549 amino acids. The transcript is spliced from 14 exons. Gene Ontology annotation, biological process: transmembrane transport. Lineage: Eukaryota; Viridiplantae; Streptophyta; Magnoliopsida; Fabales; Fabaceae. Gene Ontology annotation, cellular component: membrane. Gene Ontology annotation, molecular function: transmembrane transporter activity.
UUUUAUAUAUAUAUAAAAAGAUAUAAGCUCAACCAAACUUUUUUUUUUUCAUUGAAGAGAUUUUGCAGAAAAAAAGUUGAAAGUUUGUGUGAGAAAAAAAAAUGGGCCAUGACUCAGAUAACCACCAAGCACCACCGUCAGUUCAGGCACCGCCACCGGGACCACCACCUCAGAACCUUGGACUUUCAAGGGGUCCCACUUGGACUCCAGCUGAACAGCUUCUUCAGCUUCAUUAUUGCAUCCAUUCAAAUCCUUCAUGGCCUGAAGCAUUGCUUUUGGCUUUUCAGCACUACAUUGUGAUGCUUGGAACAACUGUUAUGAUUGCAAGUUACCUUGUACCUCAAAUGGGUGGGAGUCAUCGUGAUAAGGCUUGUGUGAUUCAGACAUUGUUGUUUAUGUCUGGUAUCAACACAUUGCUUCAGACUUGGUUUGGUUCAAGGCUUCCGGUGAUUAUGGGUGGAUCACUUGCUUUCUAUCUACCGGUGAUGUCGAUCAUAAAUGAUUACAAUGACCAAACUUUUCCAUCUGAGAAUCAGAGGUUUCGCUACACAAUUAGAACAAUUCAAGGAUCUCUCAUUGUUUCUUCUUUUGUCAAUAUCUUCCUUGGAUAUAGUAGGACAUGGGGAAAUUUAACAAAGUUUUUUAGUCCCAUUAGCAUUGUACCUGUGGUUUGUGUGGUCGGACUCGGACUGUUCGGGAGGGGCUUUCCGAUGCUUGCAGAUUGUGUGCAGAUUGGACUACCUAUGCUCCUUCUACUGAUCAUAACACAACAGUAUUUGAAGCACCUUCAUGCUAAGGCUCAUCAUAUACUUGAGAGGUUUGCUUUACUUAUCUGCAUUGCCAUUAUUUGGGCUUUUGCCGCUAUCCUUACCGUUGCUGGUGCAUACAAUACUUCCAAAGAAAAGACUCAAACAAGUUGUCGCACAGAUCGUUCGUACCUUCUGACCCGUGCUCCAUGGAUUUAUGUUCCAUACCCAUUUCAGUGGGGUACCCCCAUAUUCAAAGCUAGUCAUGUCUUUGGGAUGAUGGGAGCAGCACUUGUCACUUCUUUUGAGUCAACCGGUACUUUCUUCGCCGCAGCCAGGCUUUCUGGUGCAACACCCCCUCCUGCACAUGUGCUCAGCCGAAGCAUCGGGCUUCAGGGCAUUAGCAUGCUUAUUGAAGGCAUUUGUGGUUCUGUUGUUGGUACUACAGCAUCUGUUGAAAAUGUCGGUCUACUCGGUCUCACACACAUAGGGAGCAGAAGAGUGGUGCAAAUGUCAUGUGGUUUCAUGAUUUUAUGCUCCAUUUUUGGUAAAUUUGGAGCCUUUUUCGCAUCAAUUCCCCUCCCAAUAUUCGCUGCUAUAUACUGUGUUUUAUUCGGCAUUGUCGCUGCUACUGGGAUCUCAUUUAUACAAUUUGCAAAUAACAAUUCCAUAAGGAAUAUCUAUGUUUUCGGCUUAACCUUGUUUCUCGGGAUUUCAAUUCCUCAAUAUUUUGUCAUGAACACUGCACCUGAUGGUCAUGGUCCAGUUAGAACAAAUGGUGGAUGGUUUAAUGACAUAUUGAACACCAUAUUCUCAUCUCCACCAACUGUGGCAAUAAUAGUUGGGACAGUUCUUGACAACACACUUGAAGCUAAACAAACAGCCGUGGACAGAGGACUUCCAUGGUGGGUUCCUUUCCAGAAAAGGAAGGGAGAUGUUAGAAAUGAUGAAUUUUAUCGCUUUCCUCUCCGUUUGACUGAAUAUAUUCCUAGUAGAUUUCUCUAGGAAUAUUUUCAAUAAGUGCUUAUAUAUAAGCCUAAUUUAAUGAGCACAAUUGCCUUGUAAGAUAUGGUGCCAAACAAUUUUCAUUUUAGGCAAUUAGUAGCCAAAUUUUAUCUGGGGUAAAUUAAUUUAUGUGACUUGCUAUGUCUUUAUA